GGGGAGCAUGAGGCAGCCGUCCGGGCUCGGUUGCCUGCCGGGGUCUUCUGGCUCCCUGAGAAUGUGGCAGGAGACGCACGGAGAAAGGUGCCAGAAAGACUUGGCGUACCUGCAGCAAUGGCUGGAAACAUUUGUCGCAAAUUUUGAGAAGAUCAUCGCUGUGCACUCGCUGGAUCCAAGGAGGCCAGAGGACUCCGUCUCCGAGAUUCCCCUGCUGCCCCGAGAUGUCCUGCAGGUGCUGACCCAACAGCUGACGUGCAGCGUGGCCCAGAUCUCAAACGAUGCCGUGGCCGAGGCAGGGCUCAGCCGGGCCCUCCUGCUUGUCAAGUUCUUCAUCAUCAUUUGCAGGAAUCUGGAAAACGUCCAAGCAGACCGGCCCCCGGCAUUUGUUCACGAGGUGAUCAGUUUGCUGUCUGCCUGUUCUAACAAGCUCAAGAACGCCCCGGGGCAGGAUUUGUUCUACAGGGGUCAGCUGGAAAACAUCACUUUGUAUGCUCUGCACCUCUGCGAGUGCCUCUUUGAUCCCUACCAGACCUGGAGGAGACAACAGAGCGGGGAGAUCGUCAGCAUGAAAGAGAAGAGCAAAUACAAGUUUGUUCCGGCUGUGCUGCCUGCAGAGUUCGGCUCCUUCUUCCAAGAGUGUUUCCAAGAGGAGGAACAGCUUCCGGAGGCGCUCCAGCUACGGCUCAUCCACCUCUUCGGUGCCGUGAUCUCGGGAUCCAAGCAAAAUGCCCUGGCGUUGGUCACGCCGUCUUUGGUGGAGGUCUUGAUGCUGGUCCUCCGGAGGUGGUGCUGCCCUGCAAGCGGACCACCCAAAGAUCUCCGGUCGCUCCAGCUGACCUUGAAGGCCUUGGUCGAGAUGGUCCACGUUCUCCACGCCAGCAGCCCCAGCCAACGCCAAGUAGAGAUCCGGUCCAUCUUGGGCAGUUUCUUCAAGGUUCUCAACUCUGACCAGCCCAUGGCUGCUCUGGACGGUUCUCCAGGACCUCACUGGGAGGAGAAACUCAUCACCCUCAGGGUGAACAUGUUGGAUGCGAUUCCGGAAAUGCUGGACUGCAACGACCGGCCCGUCUUGCAGGCGAUAUUCCUCAGCAAUAACUGUUUCGAACACAUAAUUCGGCUCAUCCAAAACAGCAAGCUGUACCUAAGCGCUGAGUGCAAAUCUUCAGGGACCGAUCUCACCACCGGGCUGCUGACUGAGAUGGAUAUCCAGAAAGUCUUUGACACGCGUUCGGAUGCCCUCGCAGUUCAUGCCAUCGGGGUGCUCACAUCCAUCAUGAGCGGAUCCCCUUCAGCCAAGGAGGUGUUCAAAGAAAGGAUCGGCUACUCCCACUUGUACGAAGUUCUCAAGAGCCAGAGCCAGCCCACCAGGAGACUGCUGCAGGAGCUACUGAACAUGGCGGUUGAAGGUGACCACGCCUCCUGCCCCACCCGCCCGAUCCACAACGAGCAGCCCCUGUUGAUACUGGUCACGUGGCUUCCAGAACUGAAAUCCCAGGACCUGCAGAUCUUCCUUUCCGACUGGCUGAAGAAAAUCUGCGACUCCUCGCUGCAGAGCCGCACGACGUGCGUGAAGGCGGGGAUGGUCAGCUGCCUCUUGGACGCCCUGUGCGCCGCCGAGCACGAACUGGACGGGAAGUGUGCCGAGAACCUCAUACGCCUGCUGCAAGUUCUGGGCAGCCUCUCCAUCCGGCCGGGCGAAUUCAAGCAACUCCUUAAGCUGCUCCGGACCGACCCGGGCAAGGGAGCCCAUCCGUACACCACCCAAGUCAUCCGCGCGCUCUCGGGCAUGGCCCGGAAGGAUAGCCCGGAGCGAGCGUUGCAGUACUUUGACCUCACCCCCAGCAUGGCGGGGAUUAUGGUGCCUGCCAUCCAGAAGUGGCCCGGAAGCGGGUUCGCCUUCCACGCCUGGGUGUGCCUCGUGGAGGAAGUGAAGGAAUCCCCCGAGGAGGUGGCCAAGUUGAAGCGAAAGCAGCUGUACAGCUUUUUCACAGCCAGCGGGACAGGCUUUGAGGCCUUCUUCACAGCUGACGGGAUGCUUGUGGUAGCUGUGUGCACAAAGAAGGAGUAUAUGACAGUUGCUCUCCCGGAGUUUCCUUUCAACGACAGCGCCUGGCAUUGCGUCGAUAUCGUCCACAUCACUGGCCGCCGGCCCUUCGGACAGAAUCUCGUGAACGUCUAUGUGGACGGGCAGCUCAAAAAAAUGGCUCAGCUACGUUUUCCCUCCCUGGGUGAGUCCUUCUCUUCCUGCUGCAUUGGCUCUGCCGGCCACCGAACGACCACCACCUCCACCACCCUGCCGUCGCCGUGUCACUCACCAGACUUGACCUUCCCGGCCCACCCUCCUUUGAGCCGCUCCCAAUCUUUCCCAGCCUCUCUCGCGCCACAUGCAUGGAUGCCCAUUCCGUCUCAGGUCACGCGGGAAGGCGUGGUGUCCACAACGCUCGCGGGGAGCCAGGAUACGGAGUGGGGGAUGCCCACGUCGCUGGAGGGCCACCUCGGGUCCAUCUCGAUCUUCUGUGAAGCGCUCCAGCCGGCUCAAGUGAAGGCGCUCUACUCUUUAGGACCAAAUGUUACCUCACCAUUCAAGCCAGAAGGGGACUUCCUGGAGCUCAGUAGCAAACUGCUUCUGUAUUACACCCCACAGGCUUGCAAGAGCAACAUCUGCCUGGAUCUCUCGCCGAACCACUUCUUUGACGGGAGGCUAACAGGGCACAAGGUGGUGAACUGGGAUGUCAAGGACGUGGUCAACUGCGUCGGGGGCCUGGGGGUGCUGCUCCCCCUGCUGGAUCAGGUGGCGUCUCAGAAAAAGGAGUCGGAAGACCAUCAGGAAACCCACGACCUGGUGGGCCCGGAGCUGACUUCUUCCCGGAACGCCCAGGGCAUGCUCAUCCCACUGGGGAAAUCCUCAGAAAGCCGGCUGGAGAAGAACGGGGUGGCCGCUUUCCUCCUCUUGGUGAAAAACUUUAUCCGAGGCCACCCUGUCAAUCAAGAGAGCCUGGUCCAAUGCCAUGGGCCACCGAUCAUCGGAGCCCUCCUCCAGAACGUCCCCAGCCAGAUGAUGGACAUGAACGUGCUGAUGGCCUCUGAGAUCCUCAUGGACCAGGUGGCCUCUGAAGGGCACCAUCUUCUGCUGCACCUUCUCUACCAGUAUCUGCUUUUCGACUUCAGCAUCUGGAGCAACUGCGAUUUCGCCGUCCGGUUGGGCCAUAUCCAAUAUCUGUCCAACAUAAUUAAGGAUCACAAACAAAGGAUCCGGAAGAAGUAUGGAGUCCAGUACAUCCUAGAUUCCAUCAGGACCUAUUAUGGGACUUACAAGGAGAAGCCGGUGGCGACGGACGACAUCAAGACAGUGCAGACGUCUCUCUUCAGUCUGGUCAAGGACUUCUUGAGCAGGAGCUUCUCCACAGAGGAGAUGCGAUGUGCCCUCAACUACCUUGCCGCUGUGAACGAUGAACACCAGGUGUGUGGGGUGCUGGAGGUGAUGCACAGUUUGCAGAAAAGCUCCCCUGCCCAGGAACAGCUCUUCACGUUUCUGUUUGAGCCGGGAAACAUAGAGAUCUUUUUCUCGCUUCUGGUUCAGAGGAAGUUCUCUGACGACAUGCGCGAGAGGAUAUUCAAGAUCCUAUACAAGCUGCUGAAAUACGAGAAGGUGAGCGAGAGGAGCAAACACCGCCUGAAACUGAAGGACAUUGGCUACCAGGGCUUCAUUUCCUACCUGAACGACGUCCCUGUCUCUAUGCAACUGUUCCGCCACCUCUUAGAACAGGUCCUGGGGUCAGAUGCCCCAGACUACAAAGAUUUGGUGGCGGUGGUUUACCUGUCCCACCGGGCAGAACUGACUGCCCGGCUGAACAUCUGCAGAAAGCUCUUCCACCUGAUCUACUCCCAGCACGACAUGGUGAAGCAACUGGCCAAGUUGGCCGGCUGGCAAGAUACCCUCACCAAGCUGUACGUCAAGGAGUCCUACGAGUCCCGCCAACACAGUUUGUCCGGCUCCAGCAACAGCGGGGGCUGCUUAGAGCUCCUGAGGCUGUCCAGCCAACCAGCUCCAGAAACGGGGAAGGAGCCCGCGGAGGCCCUGAGUCUCCGCCUUCUGUCCGAGCCACUCCUCCUCCCUCCCUCCAACAUCGUUGAUCUUCCCGGGCAGGGUGAGGGCCACGCUGGCGACAUGAUCCACGUGGACAAAGUCUACCACCCUCUUUCCCCUUUUCUCCAUGUCCCCCUUCGACCUUGGCUUGGACGUGGGUAUAGUAGCAGCUCCGCUGCCACGCCGGUGAGCGCUGAGAACCGGAUCGCACCGGGUCAGCCUGCCCGGACCCUUCCCCGGCUGGAGAACUUCUCAAGUCCUUCCUGGGGCACCCCCCCCCGGCCGGAAGAGCUCCCAGCCUCCUCUCCAACGUGCAAGUUGGAUGAAACCAGCUACCAGGCUCAGAGACCUUUGCCCAGCCGCAUAACAUUCCUCAACACAAGCAACCCGCAGCAAACCCCCGAGGAAGAACUCUGCAACCUCCUCACCAACAUCAUCUUCUCCGUCACCUGGCGAGGGGUGGAGGGGUGGGACGACGCGGCCUGGAAGGAGCGGGGCCAGGUCUUCUCUGUCCUCACCAAGCUGGGCUCGGCCUGCGAGCUGGUGCGCCCCCCGGACGAGAUCAAGCGGAGCCUUCUGGAGAUGAUGCUGGAGUCGGCCUUGACGGACAUCAAGGAGUCCCCUCCGGCGAUGCUGCCCGGCCUCACGCAGAAUGCGCUGAAACUUCUGCGCCUCCUCCAGGAUUUCUUGUUUUCAGAGGGUCACAGCAACCCGGCCUUGUGGAGUGAGAAGGUCUACGAAGGUGUCAACAACCUGCUGGAGAGGUUGGCGGUCUGGUACCACCUGGCCAACGGUACCUCAGACUUGAAGGAGAUGGCCCAGAUCGGCCUGCGUUUGCUAGUCGGCUAUAUUAUGUUAGAAGACGUGCAGCUGCAGCCCUUGGCCUACGCGAAGCUCCACACCCUUUUGCAAACAGCCUCAGCUCCAAAGAAAGAGGAAGCUUGCUACCUGCUGGGCAAGCUGGAAACUCCGCUCCAGCGCUUGCUGCACACCAAGUCGGAGGCCGUAUCCUGGCUGGUGCCCAUCAUCCGCACGCUGAUGGACCAGUGUUACGAGACCCUGCAGCUCCACCUCUUUCUCCCUUCCCUGCCCCCCACCAACGGCAGCCCCACAUUCUUCGAGGACUUCCAGUUGUUCUGCACCACUCCAGAGUGGCAGGCAUUCAUCGAGAAACAAGUGCAGCCCAACAUGACCCAGUUUGAAAUGGACACGUUUGCCAAGAGCCACGACCACAUGUCCAACUUCUGGAACUCCUGUUACGACGCUCUGAUGAGCAGCUCCUUGAGGAGAGAGAAGGAGAAAGCGGAGAGCAGGAGGAAGUUCCAGGACCUCAUCUUGGAACCGGUGAUGAAGCGGGCCAAGUACGAGAACAUCCGGCACACGAACAUGCUGAAGCAGCUCAACAACCACCACAACGCCGUCUUGAAGCAGUGGAGAGCUCUGAAGCGCCUGCUGACCUCUCCGUGCUCCGCCUGGGCUGACCGGAACCCUCUCAAGAUGCACUGGAAGCUGUCGAAUGCGGAGACCUACUCUCGGAUGAGGCUGAAGCUGGUGCCCAAUUACAACUUCGACAGCCACACGGAGGCCAGCGCUCUUCGCGACAACCUAGGGGCCGAUUACUCUCCCAAGCCAGCUGAGGCCUUCCCCCUUGCAGUCGCCAAGGAGGCGAAGGUCAGUAAGAUGCAGGACGACCAGCUGGCGGAAGAAGAACUCCUGUUCCCAGAAAAUCAGGUUGAGACCAAGGAACAGAGUCAGCGUGAGAAGCUGGUGAUCGCGGAGGACUGCGAGAUGAUUACCACAGUGGCUGUGGUCCCGGGACGCCUGGAGGUCACCACCCAGCACCUCUACUUCUAUGACGGCAGCAGCGACAAAGAGGAGACUGACGAAGGAAUCGGUUACGACUUCAAGCGCCCGCUGUCUCAGCUCCGGGAACUGCACCUUCGCCGUUACAACCUCCGCCGGUCUGCCCUGGAGUUCUUCUUCAUCGACCAAGCCAACUACUUCCUCAACUUCAAGAAAAAGGUUAGAAACAAGGUGUAUUCUUCGAUCCUGGGCCUGCAACCUCCAAACCAGAUCUAUUACGGCAGCCGUUCUCCUCAGGAGUUACUGAAGGCCUCGGGCUUGACUCAGAAAUGGGUUUACCGGGAAAUCUCCAACUUUGAGUACCUCAUGCAGCUCAAUACAAUUGCAGGCCGCACUUACAAUGACCUCUCCCAGUAUCCCGUGUUUCCAUGGAUCCUGCAGGAUUACGUCUCAGAGACACUGGAUCUCAACAACCCCGCUGUGUUCCGGGAUCUUUCCAAGCCCAUCGGGUUGGCCAACGAGAAACACGCCAAGGAUGUUAAAGAGAAGUACGAGAGCUUUGAGGACCCCACAGGCAUGAUUGACAAGUUCCACUAUGGCACUCACUACUCCAACGCAGCCGGUGUCAUGCACUACCUGAUCCGUAUGGAGCCGUUCACAACCCUUCACAUCCAGCUGCAAAGCGGAAGGUUUGACUGCUCCGACCGCCAGUUCCACUCUGUGCCCGCCGCCUGGCAAGCCCGUAUGGAAAACCCUGUGGACGUGAAGGAGCUGAUCCCGGAAUUCUUUUACUUCACGGACUUCUUGGAGAAUCAAAAUGGCUUCGAUCUGGGCUGCCUUCAGCUAUCCAAUGAAAAAGUGAGGGAUGUGGUCCUUCCCCAGUGGGCGAAAACCCCCGAAGAUUUUAUCCGCAAGCACAAACAAGCGCUGGAAUCGGAGUAUGUAUCCGCCCAUCUCCACGAAUGGAUUGAUCUCAUCUUCGGAUACAAACAGAGGGGCCCAGCUGCUGUGGAGGCACUGAACGUCUUCUACUACUGCACCUACGAAGGGGCGGUCGAUUUGGACGCCAUUGCUGACGAAACUGAGAGGAAAGCUUUGGAAGGCAUCAUCAGCAACUUUGGGCAGACCCCGUGCCAGCUCCUCAAGGAGCCCCACCCAGCUCGCCUGUCGGCUGAAAACGCCGCCCGAAGGCUCGCUCGGUUGGACACUUCGUCCCCCAACGUGUUUGAGAACCUCAGUGAACUCAAAUCCUUCUUUGUGGAGGGCAUCAGUGAUGGGAUUCCUCUGGUGCAAGCCGUGGUCCCGAAGAACCAAGCGCACUCGUUCAUGACUCAGGGAUCUCCUGACAUGCUGGUCACUGUCAGCGCCAACGGGCUGCUCGGGACGCACGGCUGGCUGCCCUAUGACAAAAACAUCUCCAAUUAUUUCAGCUUCACCAAAGACCCCACGGUCUCCAACUCCAAGACCAAGCGCUACUUGUCUGGCCCCUUUGCGCCAGGGGUUGACUUGUCCUUCAAGACCCUCGCUGUCUCUCAUGACGGGAAGCUCCUCUUCAGUGGGGGGCACUGGGAUAACAGCUUGCGCGUCACCUCCCUGAGCAAAGGGAAAGUUGUCGGGCACAUCAACAGGCACAUAGAUGUCAUCACUUGCCUGGCCUUAGACCUCUGCGGAAUCUACCUCAUUUCUGGAUCACGGGAUACCACCUGCAUGGUAUGGCAGGUCCUCCAACAGGGUGGUUUCUCUUGUGGCCUGGUGCCCAAGCCUGUCCAGGUUCUCUACGGGCAUGAUGAUGAAGUCACAUGUGUUGCCGUGAGCACCGAGUUGGACAUGGCCGUGUCGGGGUCAAAGGACGGCACCAUCAUCAUCCACACCAUCCGCCAAGGGCAGUUCAUGAAGUCGCUCCGGCCUCCCUGCGAGAGUUCCCUGCCCAUCACUGUCUCCAGCCUCACCGUGGGCCAAGAGGGCCAGAUCGUGGUCCAUACCACCGUGGAGGGAAGGGCCUCCUUGAAGGACAAGUUUGCCCUGCACUUGUACUCGGUCAACGGCAAGCACCUGUCUUCUGUCCCAUUGGAUGAGGAGGUCACCGCCAUGUGCAUCUCUGGGGAGUUUGUGGUGCUGGGGACCAUCCAGUGUUCACUGCAGAUCCGGGAGCUUUGGAGCCUCCGAGCGGCCGUUUCCCCUUUGGCCAUGAAGGUCCCCAUCCACAGCGUCUCGGUGACUAAGGAGAUGAGCCACAUCUUGGUGGGUCUGGAGGAUGGGAAGCUGAUUGUGGUGGGAGCAGGGCAGCCGUCUGAGGUGAGGCCAGGCCAAUUCCACAGGCGGCUCUGGCGGUCGACGCGGCGCAUCUCCCAGGUAUCAUCCGGCGAGACAGAAUACAACCCGAUGGAGUCCAAAUAGCUGCCCUGGCUCAGAUGUCCGCCUUCCAGUUGCUUUGCGCCUGCAGCAGAGGGACCCAAGAUCUCUCCGGCCUCGUCUGCUGGGGGUGUCUUCAGCCACUUCCCCGCUAGCGGCCUGCUGUCGACGGCCUCUUUGCGCAGCCCUUGGUUUUGUAGCCAUGGAAAUUGCCUCCGGGAUCGCUAUGCAGACUGGAGGCCCGUCCCCUCUCACACAGGGCUCCGAGGGUGGGUGCGCGCAGGACAAUCUCCGGAGGGGGGGCUCUCGAGAGUCCACCCAACCGGUUCCCUCCCUGUAUCUUGAUUACUGUUGUUAUUAUUAUUAUUAUUUGAUUCCUGUGGAGCUUGAAGUGGCAAAUGUUUGUAUCCGUCAUCUUACACUGGAAAGAGAGAAAGAGGAUGAAGAAGGAACGGGAGGGCGUGGACUUUCACCGCCGCCCACUGCCCAGCAGGAAACAAAAUGCAAUAGAUGCACGCCAGCCUCGAGACGGCGGACUGGUCUUCCUCCAGUGGCCUUAAGCAGACCCUUUUCUUGCACUACGUAGAAAAACUGCGCUGGAACCAAGGACUGCGGCGUAUCGUUUGCCCCAGCGGUCGGGGGAAACCAGUCUGCUGACUUGGAGGAAGCUUUAACAGCGAGCUGAAAAGGGAAACUAUCGCAGGCUGUUCUUCUCCAGUUGGAAGCACUCAGUGGUGAAGGGGAACCUAAUCUGUGCCAGGCAGACGAUAUUAGCAAGGCAGCCAACCAUGCAAGCAAGCGAGAAAGCAAAGGGGUGGGGUGAAUAGGCAGGCGUGCCCUAUCUUGUUGGGUUGUUUUCCCCUCAGUUUCUGCAGGGAUUGGGUUACUUAUAGGUGACUUUGGGGGGGAUUUGACUUUAUGGGGAGGAGUAUCAGGCACAGUCUGUGAGUAUCGGGCACAGUCUGUGAGUAUCGGGCACAGAUUCUGGUCCUCUGCGCAACUUCACCAGCAAUAAGCCCCUGCCUCUUGAUAGCCUUGUGUCUUCACGCGACCCUAGCAAGCCUUCCGCUCUAUCUUGAGGAGAGGGCCUGCGUAAGAUUUUGUGCAAUCUCAGCGAGAGAGGCCUGCUCUCCGCCUGCCUCGCUUCCCGGCCCUGCAAAGCGCAGCGCUGCCUUUUUGGACGAGGGCGACUCCCUGCCUGUUAUCCCAGUUGAAGCAAAGCAGGUCGGGAGUUUUUAAAAAGCUUUGAGGGAGCCAGUGUAGCUGCUGUCUCGGACAGGGUCUCUCGGUGGAAUCCGCAGCAAAGGGCUCGGUCACGCUCCGUGGUACGUCCGAGAGCGGGCCGUGCGUUGCUGUCCGUCCGGUUCCCUUUUAAGCACUUUUUUGAUAACCAAAACUGCUCAGCGUUGAAAGUGAAAUAAAGAUUGUGGUUCAGAA
This is a messenger RNA of Sphaerodactylus townsendi, 9682 nucleotides long. RefSeq names its product neurobeachin like 2 (gene NBEAL2). Gene Ontology annotation, cellular component: membrane; cytosol. The record is from RefSeq and is a predicted model, not a curated record. Lineage: Eukaryota; Metazoa; Chordata; Lepidosauria; Squamata; Sphaerodactylidae. Gene Ontology annotation, molecular function: protein kinase binding. Gene Ontology annotation, biological process: intracellular protein localization. Bases 8 to 8290 code for a protein of 2760 amino acids. The transcript is spliced from 58 exons.